ACAACAACAAGCUUGCUCUGGCCCGAUCCAGAUCUGGAAUGCUGCUGUCUCUAAGCUACGGCACCCUGGCAGGUGCUGCAGGGACACUGCGCUUGCUCUCCGGCUCAGCCCAGGCCAGGCCUCUCCAUCCUGCUCACCCAGACCUUGAGAGGAAAACGGAAACUAUUUGCUGUGAGGCCUUGGGCCAGUGGUUGGAUUUCAGGCACCAGCCGGCAAAUAGAAAAGGCAGGAAUGUGCCUCUCUGAACCUCUGAGAUGGGACGAGCAGGGUGCUGCGUACCCCACCUGUAGAAAACGGGCUUAUCUUUGCGGAGGGCAGUUUCUUCAUCUGGAAAAUAAAGAAAAAGCCAGCCUUUCCCUUCCGAGGGGAGUUGUCCCCUAUACGUGUCAGGGAAGCAAUGGGGCGCGUUUGGAAUCCUGGUCGACAGCAGCUCUCACUUUAAGAGGCCACAGGAGACAGGCGCAGACAGGGCUGUACCCUGAGCCCUCUUGUUCUGCAAGACCCAGCAGAGAUGCCAUCUUCUCCGGGAAGCCUUCCCCCUGGGGCUCAUGAAGGGAGACAAGCGUGAGGAGCCUGAGCCGGGCCCCGAACCUGCGGCCCCCCCGCCGCCCACGGAGGAGGAGGAGGCCCUGCUGGAGUUCCACCACUCCUACCGGGAGCUCUUCCAGUUCUUCUGCAACAACACGACCAUCCACGGCGCCAUCCGCCUGGUGUGCUCGCAGCACAACCGCAUGAAGACGGCCUUCUGGGCCGUGCUCUGGCUCUGCACCUUCGGCAUGAUGUACUGGCAGUUCGGCCUGCUCUUCGGAGAGUACUUCAGCUACCCCGUCAGCCUCAACAUCAACCUCAACUCGGAGAAGCUCGUCUUCCCCGCUGUCACCGUCUGCACCCUCAAUCCCUACAGGUACACGGAAAUUAAAGAGGAGCUGGAGGAGCUGGACCGCAUCACAGAGCAGACGCUCUUCGACCUGUACAAGUACAACUCCUCCAACACCCUCGUGGCCCACGCCCGCGGCCGCCGCGACCUGCGGGAGUCCCUGCCGCACCCCCUGCAGCGCCUGCCGGUCCCGGCUCCGCCCCACGCCGCCAGCAGAGUCCGCCGAUCCGGCUCCAGCCUGAGGGAUAAUAACCCGCAGGUGAACAGGAAGGACUGGAAGAUCGGCUUCCAACUGUGCAACCAGAACAAAUCAGACUGCUUCUACCAGACGUACUCAUCAGGGGUGGAUGCAGUGAGGGAGUGGUACCGCUUCCACUACAUCAACAUUCUGUCCAGACGGCAGGACACCUCUCCAUCGCUGGAGGAGGACGCGCUGGGCAAAUUCAUCUUCGCCUGCCGCUUCAACCAGGCCUCCUGCAAUGAGGCGAAUUACUCCCACUUCCACCACCCGAUGUACGGGAACUGCUACACUUUCAAUGACAAGAACAGCUCCAACCUCUGGAUGUCCUCCAUUUCUGGGGUCAACAACGGUCUGUCCCUGACGCUGCGUACAGAGCAGAAUGACUUCAUCCCGCUGCUGUCCACGGUGACCGGGGCCAGGGUGAUGGUACACGGGCAGGAUGAGCCCGCCUUUAUGGAUGAUGGAGGCUUUAACCUGCGGCCUGGUAUGGAGACCUCCAUCAGCAUGAGUAAGGAAGCCGUGGCAAGACUUGGGGGUGACUAUGGCGACUGCACCAAGAAUGGCAGCGAUGUCCCAGUGGAGAACCUUUACGGUACCAAGUACACGCAGCAGGUGUGUAUCCACUCCUGCUUCCAGGUGAACAUGAUCAGGGAGUGUGGCUGUGCCUACAUCUUCUACCCGCCGCCCAGGGGUGUGGAGUUCUGUGACUACAGGAAGCAUAAUUCCUGGGGCUACUGCUACUAUAAGCUCCAGGACGCCUUCUCCUCAGACCGCCUGGGCUGUUUCACCAAGUGCCGGAAGCCAUGCAGUGUGACCACCUACAAGCUCUCUGCCGGUUACUCACGAUGGCCCUCGGUGACAUCCCAGGACUGGGUCUUCAAGAUGCUGUCCCGACAGAACAAUUACACCAUCAAGAACAAGAGAGAUGGGGUUGCCAAACUCAACAUCUUCUUCAAGGAGCUGAACUACAAAACCAACUCUGAGUCUCCCUCUGUCACGACAGUCACCCUCCUGUCUAACCUGGGCAGCCAGUGGAGCCUGUGGUUCGGCUCCUCCGUGCUGUCUGUGGUGGAGGUGGCCGAGCUCAUCUUUGACCUCCUGGCCAUCACAUUCCUCAUGCUGCUCCGGAGGUUCCAGAGUCAAUACUGGUCCCCAGGCCGAGGGCGCAGGGGUGCCCAGGAGGUGGCCUCCACUCCAGCCUCCUCCCUCCCCUCCCGUUUCUGCCCCCACCCCGCCUCCCCAUCCUCAUCCCCGCUGGGCCCUGCCACCUCCCUGGCCUUGUCAGCCCCUCCGCCUGCCUAUGCCACCCUGGGCCUCCGCCUGGCUCCAUCAGGCCCCACGGAGGCCAGCUCCUCUGCCCACGCUCCGGGGGAGCCCUGAGGGGAAGGACGGCGUCCCCUCCCCGAGGCAGGCACUUCCCUCGGCGGGAGGGGACCAGCCUCGGCAGGACUAGAGAAUGUUUGGGGCUGCCUCUCGGAGCUGCCCAGCUGCCUGUGCUGUGGGGCAGGGAAGCAGGCUGGAUAGGGGGCUGAGGAAAUUGUCUGGAGAACCACGGGCAGCAUGGCCUUGGCUCCUGCCCUCUACCCGCUGGUCCUGCCUCAAGAACACUCUGGUUUCCCCACCCGAGUGCAGACAAGUCCUCUUUUCCCUUGGAUCAGCCAAGCCAAACUUGGAUCUUUGACAAAGAACUUUCCUAGGAAACAACUGACAACCAGAACAAAACACAAACAAGGGCACACAAAGGCAUGCACGGUUUCCUGCUCAAAGAUGACUGGAUUCAGCCCUAGAAUGGCCCUCCACGCUGCUUUCCAGGGACACAGACAUUUGCUCCUCUUCUUGAACUUGGGUGGGGAACCCCACCCAAAAGCCCCCUUGGUUAGUUGCUAGGCAAUUCCCUUUCCCUGACUCCCAGGGCAGGGGCUGGAACAGCCCAGUGUAGUAAAGACUUGGCCAUUCCCAGUCGGGAGUCCCAGGACUCUUCCAGCCUCACGACCCCGUGCCCCCACGGAGACACACCCCAGCGCCUCUGCCCUGCAUCCCUGUCCUUUGGAACUCUGUGGAUUUGCUCAAGCUAUUUCCGUAGCCUGGAAGCUUCUCCCACCAUCUGCUGGAGAACUCCUAUGCAUCCUUUAGACUCCUGCUCAGAUACCAUUACUUCUGUGCAGGCUUCUGCCCCAUCUUGUCUUGCCCAGACGUGACCACUUCCCUAUCCUGUGGACUCCCAUAGCACACCAUAACAUCCACGGAAGUGCAGAUGCUGCAUUUUACUUUCCUGUUCAUUUGUGUCUGCGUCCCCAACUAGACUGAGCUCGUUGUGGUCAGGGUUGAGUCUUGUUCAUUUAUGGAUUCUCAGGGUCUAGCCCAGUAUCCUGCUUGGAGCAAGUAGGCAGGUACUUAAUAAAUGUU
Molecule: messenger RNA, 3524 nt
Organism: Balaenoptera acutorostrata (minke whale)
Lineage: Eukaryota; Metazoa; Chordata; Mammalia; Artiodactyla; Balaenopteridae
Gene: SCNN1A
Product: sodium channel epithelial 1 subunit alpha
Exons: 14
Coding region: 549-2498 (649 amino acids)
Biological process (GO): sodium ion transmembrane transport
Cellular component (GO): membrane
Molecular function (GO): ligand-gated sodium channel activity
Source: RefSeq, a predicted model, not a curated record